Molecule: messenger RNA, 2316 nt
Organism: Mytilus trossulus (common blue mussel)
Lineage: Eukaryota; Metazoa; Mollusca; Bivalvia; Mytilida; Mytilidae
Product: myb-like protein X
Exons: 5
Coding region: 77-1633 (518 amino acids)
Source: RefSeq, a predicted model, not a curated record
AAAAUUAGUAUGAAUUCAAAUUAUGUUUUGACUAAAUAUUUCCGUAUUUCAUAUCAGUUAUAAAAAUAUAUGAAAGAUGGCGACGGUGUCCAGUUUUCGAUGGUUGUUUAUAAUUUUACAGAUUACAUGCUCUGCAGGUUCUACGACGAAAUCUUCUACUGUACAAUCUACUACUGAAACUAGUACAAGUAAGAAAGUUUUGGAUGCUAUAAUAUCAUUCUUUAAAAGUGAUUCCAUAAUGUACUUCUCGGCGGGUUUUAUGACAGCCGCUUUGAUUUUUUCCAUUGGCUGUUUUGUCUCAAAAUGCAAGACGUCACGAAGGAAAAAUGAUGAUGCAGAAAAUGCUGAACUUGUCGAUGACGAAGACCAAGUGUUUGCAUCGGCACACGAAAACGAGUAUGUUAAUGAAGGAUCGUUCGAAUCUGAUCAGAAAAGUUAUGCCUACUGCCAUAUUGACACGGAUCAAAAAAGUUCCGAUGACUUUUCUCAAUCAUCAACAUCUAAAAAGCGAUAUAAUCGAGAAUCGUACGAUCUUGUUGACCAUAACAGGAUAAAAUCGUCGUUGCUGAAUGAAAAGGAAAAUCCAAAUCCGUAUAACCAUGUGACAAUCGAUAUGGAGGUUACCGAAUACGACAACGCAAGUUUCUUAAAGCCAAGGAUUGAAAUCAUUGAUCCAACAUAUUCUCAUUUAUCAGAUGUGAAAUUACAGGAUGAAAAUCCUAGUUUGACGACAAAAAAAGACGAUAAAGGAAAAAAGGAACACAGGUCAAUGGAUGAAAAAAACAAUUCAAGUAAUAAAAAAAAUAAAAAACAAAAGACAACGGAGAAAGAAAAGCAGAAAAAAACAGAAAGGAAAAAAGAAAAUAAACAGGAAAAAGUAAAAGAAAAAGGAAAUCAAAAACAAACAAAGCUUGAAAAUGAAACACAGAAACUAAAGAAACCAGAAACAGAAAAACAAAAGAAAAAGCAAAAAAAUCCGGAAAAAGAUAAAGGAAAGCAAGUGAAUCAACAAAAAGAAACCCAUAAACCAAAAACGCAAGAAAAUGAAGCCUUAAAACAAAAAGAAACAAAAUCAGAAGAAAAGAUGAAAAUCAAACAGGAACAAAGAACCGACAUAAUACAAAUAGCAAUGGACACGGGAGAAUAUAAAGUCAUUAACAAUUGUGAAAAUGAUGGAAAAAAAGAAAAGACAAUUGAAAAUGACAACGAAAAUGAAAAUCCCUCAGAGGAUAAUAAACUAAAUCGACACAAAUUUGGUUACUCCUUAGUUCAGAAACAAAGAUCCAUCCCAAAUGAAGAAAUAGCGCACACAAUAGAGGGAUCACAAACUUUUGAAAUUUUGUGUGAUCAAGAUGAUAGCUCUUACCAAUUAACUUCUAGCAGCGAAGAAAGUAAUGAAACUAGUGAAGUUUCUACUGGGAGUAACAGCAGAAAAUCAUCAGUUCCAGGUGUAAGCGAUGAAACUUCCGGUAGCGGAAGCGAAACUGAAACCGAUAAUUUAUUGCCACCUGCGAUGGCGAUAAAUAUCUUGUAUGAGGAUGUGUCCGUCUCCGAGGGAAACGUCUUAAUUGGUCCAAUAGCUGAGACCUCUGAGUCAGAAUUUGAAUCGCAAAAGGAAGAUGGAAAUAACUGAACUCGUCCAAGUUUUUCUUUCUGUAAAAAUAAUAAAUGAAAUAUAUGUACAUUGGCUGACAACUCAUUGAGGCUGCAAUAUAAAAUAAUUAUUUUAUCCAUUUAUAAGGACAGUACUUUUCACUUUCAAAGGAAAUAAAACAUACAGGUAGGAUAAGGAAAACGUAAAGGUUUGGUUCAUAAGCGGGUGUAGUUAGAUAAAUUAAGACAGUUCUGUUGUCUCAAGAAAGUAGAUAUCCAUUUUCGAUUGUUAAGAAUGAGUGGUGUUCUUAGAAAUAUGAUGCGUAGUUUUAAAAAUUGUGAAAUAGAAGAAUGUACAAAUAUUCAUAACACAAAAUUCCCUACACAUUGUAUACUGUCUGUAAAACCGGUUGAUGAGAUUUUUUCAUCUGAGCUACCGCUGGUCAGCCAUUGCGAUAAGAUCGUGAAAGAUCUGGUAUCGGAUCGUGAAUGCAAUCAAUUUUAAAAAUUUACCAGAAAGAUUUACUUCAGUGGCCAUUUUUUAUUACUAGAGCCUAUGACAAACGAGAUGAUUUCAAAUUUCAACAAUGAAAAUGAGUUCUAGGUCAGAUAAACAUGCCACCAAGACAUGUACACCUUACAAUUAUAUUCCAUACACCAGCUACAUUGGUCCUAUCGCAAAUAGUACUUGAAAAACACUAAUAAACUGUUAUUACAGAGAUA